Molecule: messenger RNA, 1552 nt
Organism: Solanum lycopersicum (tomato)
Lineage: Eukaryota; Viridiplantae; Streptophyta; Magnoliopsida; Solanales; Solanaceae
Source: RefSeq, a predicted model, not a curated record
AUGAAAAAUUCUAAUUAUUCCUUUUUAGCUUAUUUUUUGAUUAUUAGUUUUUUCACAAAUUGUUUUAGUGAAGCAAGAGAAUUUAUUGUUGAUGGAAAAGAAAAUUCUUGGAAAAUUCCUUCUUCACCUAAUGAAUUUAAUAAGUGGGCUGAAAAAACUCGUUUUAGGAUUGGAGAUUAUAUUGUUUUGAAUUAUGAUCCAAAGUCAGACUCAGUAUUACAAGUAAAUGAAGAAGAUUACAACAAUUGCAAUAAGGCCCAGCCCAUUAAAUCAUAUGAAGAUGGAGUAACCAAGAUUUUGCUUGACAGAUCAGGCCCAUUUUUCUUCAUAAGUGGAGCAAAUGGCCAUUGUGAAAAGGGCCAAAAACUUGAUGUGAUAGUCUUGUCACCUAAACAUAGUUCAUCAAUUCGAGUGAAAUUUCUGGCUCCGACACUGGCUCCAGCUCCGGCUCCGGAGAGUGGAAGUAGUGGCAUGAAAGUUGAGAUAAUUGGAGGGUUUAUUGUUAUGUUGGCAAGUAUUAUUGUUCUAGCAUAGGUUAAUUAGUUAAUACUGUCUAAGUUUUAAAUUUUAGGGUUUUUUUUUAUAUUUAAUUAGCAUUGAUGUGUGCAUGAUUUAUUUAUGAACAUUUCAUUGGUCUUUGCUUAUUUAUUUAUUUAUUUAUUAGUAUUUUUGUUUUGGUGGUAAGUGAAAAUGAGAUUACACAAUCAUAUCUACCAGUACAUUUUUUAUAAUAAGUUUAUAGUGUAAUCUAGUUAUAAAAACAAUGCAUAUAAAAAAAACAAGGAUUUACCUGGAGUAGUAAGUACUCAUUCAUCGUUAAUCGGAGAUUUCAGAUUUGAGUCUCGCUAAAUAUGAAAUCGCAUUUGUUAGAGAGCAUUUUACCUGCCGAGACUUUUCAACGAAUUAUUCUCCAAUUAGUGGAUGUGGUGGCAUGAAAGUUGGAAUCAUUAUUAUAUUGGUAAGUUUGUUGUGCGCUUUUAAAACAUAAUAUAUAAAAUUAAACAGAUAAAUACACGAUUUUUUUUGGUUUACUAUUCACUACUUUUUGUGUUUUACUAUGUUGCGUUAUAUUUCUCAUAUAUUCCUUUUAAAUCAAGUGAGAAAUCUUUAAUUUCAAGUAGUUGAAUCACAAGAAGUAUAUGAAAAUUGGAUACAAGCCAGAUCAUACUCUACCAAAAUCUAUUCAUAUUUUUCUAAUAAAUAAAAAUAAAUCAACCAUUUAUUAUAUUUAUAUAGUCGAAAAUUCAUCUCAAACGUUUUUUAUUACUUUAAUAUCUAAGUUGCUUUCAAUAUCUUUUUGUGUUUUGAUGUUUUGAAAAAAAUAUUCAUAAGCUCGAUUGAAUCUGAAUUUGUAUAUAUAAAAGGAAAAGGGAACAAAAGGAAGUGAACAUUCUUUUUCCAUUCAACCCAUGUGUGACUAUAUAUAUGCAAAGGGUCAAUAUGAGAAAACUUAGAGAAAAUUAUUGAAAUUGUUGGUAAUAUUUAACAACUUUUUAAAAAAAUUAUAAAAUGAGAAAUGCUUUAUUUAUAUGAAAAAGACAAAGAAUAUUAG